Molecule: messenger RNA, 201 nt
Organism: Didymodactylos carnosus
Lineage: Eukaryota; Metazoa; Rotifera; Eurotatoria; Philodinida; Philodinidae
Source: the annotation of a GenBank genome assembly
AUGGCUCCGGAAACUGCCAGGUUUGAAAACAAGCAAACAUUAAAUUUUGAUUUUCAUCUUGAUGAACAAUGCUAUGAUGAUGAAGAGAUCGAAGUGGAAAUAAUGGAACAAGAAGAGCUAUUUAAUACUAAAAGUGAUAAAGAAAAUAACAUUCGUCAUCAAUUUUCGUUUGAAUAUAUGCAAAAUGCGGUGAAUAUCUAA